UCGUCAAUGAACAGAUGGCAUAAAUAGCAUGCGUCUAAGAUCAAGGUUCCCAGAAAAUGACUGUUCAUUAUAACAACUCGAUGAAUGAAAAAUGAUUUUAAUUGCUGCGGCCAAGUUUCUUCUUCUUCUGGCUUUUUGUGAAGCUAUGACUAUGAAACAAAUAAAAAAUACAGGAAAGAUGAUGAGGAAACAGUGCCAACCCAAAAACAAUGUCGAAGAUGAAAAAAUUGAUCCCAUAAACGACGGUGUCUUCAUAGAUGAAAAAGAAGUCAAAUGUUAUAUGGCAUGCAUCAUGAAAAUGGCUAAUGCUAUAAAAAAUGGUAAAUUAAACUUCGAAGCAGCUUUAAAACAAGCUGACCUGCUCCUGCCAGAAGAGAUCAAACAACCGGCAAAAGACGCAAUCGUUGCUUGCAGGAAAGUCCCCGAUGGCUACAAGGAUAUCUGCGAUGCAGUGUUUCACGUCACCAAAUGUAUAUACAAUCAGAAUCCAGCGAUAUUUUAUUUCCCUUAGAGUUUUGAUUUGAAUGUACUCUAAUGUUCUUGAGUACGAUCUUUUUUCAUUAAAAAAAAGAAUUCAUUUUAAACUAA
This is a messenger RNA of Galleria mellonella (greater wax moth), 588 nucleotides long. RefSeq names its product general odorant-binding protein 72. Gene Ontology annotation, molecular function: dibutyl phthalate binding; odorant binding. The transcript has 5 exons. Bases 92 to 511 code for a protein of 139 amino acids. Lineage: Eukaryota; Metazoa; Arthropoda; Insecta; Lepidoptera; Pyralidae. Gene Ontology annotation, biological process: sensory perception of smell; olfactory behavior. Gene Ontology annotation, cellular component: extracellular region. The record is from RefSeq and is a predicted model, not a curated record.